UUUUGAGAACUUUAAACUAUUAUUUAUACGUACCUAGUCUAUUGUAUAUUUUUAUUUCUUAACUACAUUAAGUAUUUGCUCCUAACAUUUGCAAUAGCUUAGGAAUUUAGAUCGAUAGAAAUAAUCUUUGAUAUUAAGCAAUUCUUAUAUACUAAACUUAGGUGUACUAUACACCGACCUAUAGUUGUAAGCUCUUCAGUGUUGCUUUCCGUACCAUUAAAUUUUGUGUAUUCUAAAAUUGUGUAACCAAAUAUAUUUAAGACUUAAAUAAUGCACUCAAAAGUUCUAAUAAUAGUCGUUCUAUGUUUAGCGGUGUUUUACUGUCAAUCAGUGGUUUCCUUAAAAACUGGCUACAACGGACUAUUCCAUAUGCAGCUGACCGGAUACAUAUUUUACCAGAGAAUUAUUAUGGCUGGUGACGUCAUAGAUAUGAUCAAAGGGUACAACACUAGGGCAGGAGUUUAUACGUUGUACGUAUUAGAUAAAUCCAAAAUCGGUGCGUUAUGGUUGCUACACUUAUACACGAGAAUGGUGAUAGGAAGCUGCGAUUUUUCGUGUACAGACGUGAAUAAAGAAAGAGAGAAAGCAAGAAUUAUUGCGAAGAUGAGUGCCACCCACGGUUACGUCACUGACCUAUUAAAAAAAGAAACCGAAACCGAAAGUUGUCGCCCAGGAAAUUUGUUUGAUCGCUAUGACGAAUGGAUGGACUCCCAUAACUGGUCACCCAAUAUAGGUCAAAUAAAACAGGCGCUUGAUGAAAACUGUGAUGAGUUCCAUUCUAUGGUAAAGGCGAACAUGAAUGAAUUGCCUCCCGGUUUGAAUUACGAGUCGUUUAGAUUCAGAGAGUUAUUCAUGAACAGCUUUGGCGGUAACUGUUCAGCCAGAUUGGAUCUGAUGCACGUGUAUAACGUGCAAGUAAACUGGGCGGACACUAAUGUUCAUCUGCAAAAUGUUUGGACAAAUGCUAAAGCAUUGGAUUGGAAAUCAACCAAAUUACAAACUAUCAAAAAAUACUAUAAAACGCAGUACAAUUUCUUGAAAGUCAUCUUUUUAAGACUAACUUUGAAACACUUACUGUACAUAGAACAAUUGUCCGGUCAUACUCAAGUGUCUUACUUGGAACAAUGGCACCAUUUGGUUCUCGAAUUCGGAAAUAUGUUGCACAUUAGGGAUGACCCUCACAUCGCUGACUUGCUUAUCGCUUUAGCUGGCCUAACGAAUCCGCAGGAAUGCAUCAAUAAUGUAAAACUUUAUCUGGAGGCAGUUCUGGAUUUGAUUUGUAAGACACUCAAGUGCAACGCGACUAGUUCAAUGAAUUUAGACGGUCAAGAAUUUAAGUUACCAUGUAGAAGUAUUGACCAAGAUAUAGCAAAUUAUGUACAAUCCGUAAGUAGACAGGAACCGGUUGAACUCAACAGUCUAGCCAACGUGAAAGCUUUUAUGUUACAUCUCACCAAGAUUUUCAUAAAUGUCGACUUUGGUGUGAUUCAUUCGCUCAUUGAGUACAUCAAAAAUAAUUUCAAAUGAAUUUAGUUGGUUAAACUAUAAAUUCAUCAAUUGUUAUUUAGUAGGUGUGUUAUUUAAUAAUAUAGCUUACAACAUUUGUUUUUAAUUAUGUGACAAUUGUAAUGAAAUAAAAUGAAAAUACACCUGUUGAAGUUGUUGUGAUUGUAUGAAAUCUUAUUAAUAAAUAAUUAAGCUUCUAUUACAUAAUAUUAUUUUAUAAAUUAAACCGUUUACUUCUAAUGUUUAUGAU
Molecule: messenger RNA, 1756 nt
Organism: Adelges cooleyi (spruce gall adelgid)
Lineage: Eukaryota; Metazoa; Arthropoda; Insecta; Hemiptera; Adelgidae
Exons: 2
Coding region: 271-1527 (418 amino acids)
Source: RefSeq, a predicted model, not a curated record